Messenger RNA from Cinara cedri, 423 nucleotides. The record is from the annotation of a GenBank genome assembly. Lineage: Eukaryota; Metazoa; Arthropoda; Insecta; Hemiptera; Aphididae.
AUGAAACUUCGAUUAUGGGAAACUCAACUUUCAUUAAAUAAUUUGGUACACUUUCCUACAUUAAAACAGUUAUCCACAGAUAGUAAUGAUAAUAAAAGAUACAUUUCAUACAUUUUAUUACUAAAAAAUGAAUUUAUAAAUAGAUUUACAGAUUUUCAAAAGUAUAAAGAUGGUUUUCUACUUUUUAGUGAGCCAUUUUUUAUAAAUACAGAGCAUGUGAGGGAAGAUUUACAACUCAAGUUAAUUGAUUUGCAAUGUAAUUCUGUUUUAAAAUCAAAAUUUGAAGCUGUUGGAGUUCUAGAAAUUUUUAAAUAUCUUGGAAACAGUUAUUCAAAACUAAAGAAAUACUUUUCUAACAUUUUAUCCAUGUUCGGUAGCUUUUAUGUAUGUGAACAAUUUUCUCUCAUGAAAUUAAACAAAUGA